This is a messenger RNA of Phytophthora sojae, 195 nucleotides long. RefSeq lists its product as hypothetical. The annotation marks the transcript as partial. The transcript has 2 exons. The record is from RefSeq and is a predicted model, not a curated record. Lineage: Eukaryota; Oomycota; Peronosporomycetes; Peronosporales; Peronosporaceae.
GCCGCUCCUGUUCCAGCCUGUGUGUCGCCAAACCGCAGCGAGAUAGCCUCGCCAGCACCGCUGCUGCCCGUGCCCACGCUGAGCAAGACGGAUCCGCCGUUGCCGCAAGUCGCCCGCCGAGCCCAGCCCGUCCGGCCGUGCUGUUUGCGCCCACGCCGCCAUCCGGAGUGUGCAUCAGCACAUUGCCGCUCGUGA